Molecule: messenger RNA, 1637 nt
Organism: Sabethes cyaneus
Lineage: Eukaryota; Metazoa; Arthropoda; Insecta; Diptera; Culicidae
Gene: dare
Product: NADPH:adrenodoxin oxidoreductase, mitochondrial
Exons: 6
Coding region: 107-1549 (480 amino acids)
Biological process (GO): ubiquinone biosynthetic process
Cellular component (GO): mitochondrion
Source: RefSeq, a predicted model, not a curated record
AUUUUAUUUACAGUUACGCUAGGUUGCAAAAGUGCCGAAGCAUAAACAAUUUCCUUUCCUUUUAUUAGAGAGCAAAGAACAACCAUCUACCUCAUAAUAUCAAACUAUGCAACUAAGAGCAAAUAACCGAUUACUUAAACUGUUUUCUACCGGAACCCGAUUUGCCAGCUCAGCAAAUACGGUACAAAAGCGAGUAUGCAUCGUUGGAGCGGGACCAGCUGGUUUUUAUGCCGCUCAAUACAUACUGAAACAUUUGGACAACUCACAGAUCGAUAUCGUAGAGAAACUACCGGUUCCUUUCGGACUGGUCAGGUUCGGUGUCGCACCAGACCACCCAGAGGUAAAAAAUGUUAUUAAUACUUUUACGAAAACAGCCGAAAAUCCUCGUGUCAGAUUCCUGGGAAACUUGACCCUGGGGAAGGAUUUUAGCAUUGAAGACUUGAGAAGCAGAUAUCAUGCCGUGCUACUGACCUAUGGAGCAGAUAAAGAUCGCAAAUUAAACAUUCCGAAUGAAACCUUGACUAAUGUACUUUCGGCACGAGAAUUUGUUGCCUGGUAUAACGGUCUGCCAGGUUUCGAAAAUCUCAAUCCGGACUUGAGUGGCCGCACCCUGACACUGCUCGGGCAGGGAAAUGUUGCUGUAGACAUAGCUCGGAUUAUCCUUUCCGGAGCAGAUGAGUUGAAGAAAACAGACAUUACAGAAUACGCUCUGGAGGUAUUAUCGCGUAGCAAUAUCAAAAAAGUGUUAUUAGUAGGCCGUAGAGGUCCAUUACAAGCAGCUUUUACCAUUAAGGAACUACGGGAAAUGCUUAAGUUACCCCGAUGUGCCACCGUCUGGAGGCCAGAAGACUUCCUAAACGUUGAGGAAUAUCUGCCCAAUCUUCAGCGACCGAGAAAACGUAUAACGGAGCUUAUGUUGAAAAGUUUGUCCGAGCAGAAAAAUUCUGAUGGCAUAUGUGGCUCAUUCUUGCCCAUAUUCCACCGCUCUCCGGUGAAAAUAAUCGGUGGUUCACGGGUACAGGCAGUAGAAUAUGUGGUUAAUAAACUAGUUGAGAGCAAAGCCGUUCCCACUAAUGAAAAUGAGACGAUUGAAACCGAUCUCGUGUGCCGCAGCAUUGGCUAUAUGUCUACGAAUGCGGACAAAAGUUUAAAUUUUGACGAUCGCAACGGACACGUAUGUAACGCGGCUGGACGCGUCCUAAAGAAAUCACUGACCGGAAGCGAUCAAACUAUCGAUGAUAUCGAGGAUAAAUACGAAAAGGGACUUUACGUCUCUGGUUGGUUGGCAACUGGACCAACUGGAGUUAUUUUAACAACGAUGAAUGGUUCGUUUGGUGUGGCAAAUUCGAUUUGUAAGGAUUUCCACAACAAUGUCAUUCGAGCGAGCGAGUCUAAGCCGGGCUUAGAUUUAAACGGUCGACGAGUGGUAACCUGGGCUGGCUGGCAAGCGAUAGAUAAGGAAGAAUGCCGAAGAGGAACACAACAAGGUAAGCCCCGCGAAAAAAUAGUUUCACUAGAUGAAAUGUUGCGAAUAGCAGAUGGAAAAUAAGCGGAAAAGUUUUGCUAACGAUAAUAUAUUUUGAUUUAUAUAGAGUAUAUUUUUGUUUAUCGGCUUCAAGUCAAAUGGGAUAUAAUUU